Molecule: messenger RNA, 1905 nt
Organism: Giardia duodenalis
Lineage: Eukaryota; Fornicata; Diplomonadida; Hexamitidae
Exons: 1
Coding region: 1-1905 (634 amino acids)
Molecular function (GO): phosphatidylinositol binding
Source: RefSeq, a predicted model, not a curated record
AUGGACUUUGAUCAGGCACAACAGAUACCGUCAGCAGUGGGGCCUGUUGGCAUUCUGUCAGUCGAGCAGUACACAAGCCUCAUUGAGUCUUAUACAUCAGUCUUAAACCCCCAUGACGGAACACUUGUGUCAACGUGUCCGUCCAUUAAAGUCCUUUCUCUACGGAUCGAGGAUACGAAGGUUCCAAACCCAAGGCUUUAUUUCUGCAUAGACAGCGAUGUGGAGGGCGUUCGCCAGACGACACUGGCUUUGCAUUUAGAAACGCUGCAGAACCUCUGGAGGGCAUUAAAAACGGUCUUCCACAAGACAAUGGUGGCCGUACCGAUUCUUCCACCCGAGAUAUCAUCGAAGUCCUACUUAAGCUCUCGGUUUAUGCGGGGCAUUGUCCUUUACCUCGCAGCUCUCCUUCGGCGCUUACUAUCGCACUCUAUCAUCAAGCGCCACGAAGUAAUGGUGCAGCUAUUCACCCGCCACGAAAGCGAUGUCUUGCCGAUGCUCCAGAAGCUUGCAAAUCCAGAUUUUACACAAGGGCAUGCACCAGGGGACGACAUCAUUAGAAAUAUAGUAAGUCGGGCACACGGGCAUCUCCAUAGUAAUUUGCACGAGUCUGGCUUAAUGCUUGCCCUCAAUCUAUCAUUACUCUACAACUUUUCCUUGGACGACGCCGCGUUCCUCAAGACAGCCUACUACGGACCCAAUUUUGCAAAGCUGAUAACAGACCGCACAAUCACCAAGAGCGCUCUAGCAACCUUUAGAGGGAAAACACGGAUUAAUGCUGCGUAUCUUCAGUCUAUUGACCAAGUCUUAGAUAUGCCAAGGGGCCAAUUCCUCAAUACGUUUCUUUAUGGACUAAUUGAUCUAGAGGAUUUUCUGUCGCCGAAUUUCGGUAAAAAGAUCCGCGGGAUUUUCCUCAAGCGUCAUCUUAUCAUAGAGGAGAACCUCAAAUCAGCUUAUGACAGCGUCAAGCGUCUCUCUGCUUCGGUUGCCGAAAUAAUAACUGCUGAAACAAGUAUUUCAUCCUCAAUGUCAGGACUUGCAGAUUCUCUUACCUUUUUAUUUGUGUCAGAGACGAAAUUUGAUGGCGUCCUGGCCGGCCCCGCAACAAACUCAGUGGCGGCAUGUGUCAAUCCACCAACCCAGUCAGACUUCCUCCAUACUCAGAUAGCUAACCAGUUGCGUGCAGACGUCUAUCCACGCUUGGCUGCUUCGUUGGAUAUCAUCUCUGCAAUGGCUAAGAUGGCUACAAUGCGCUAUGACUACAUAAUAGUUGGAGAAUUUCUCGCUUCUAUCCUGAAAAAGAAGGCCAGCGAUAUUAUUUACCUAAAGGUCCAGCAGGAGACUAUCGGCGAUGUUGUACUAAUUAACAAAGAUGCUGUAAAGAGACAAAUAGAUGCCAUACGCGCAUCCGAUCUGCAUACCUUUUCAUAUGGGAUAUAUAAAGACACCGAAAGAGAGUCUCCCCUGUCCUUGAGUCUUGCUUAUGAAAGUGACAAGUCAGAGCUAGAGGGUAUUUUAAAUGCAAUAGACGAUGAAGCAACGGUUUCCUUUAACAGCUUAUGCUCGAGGCUGUCCUUGUCUAGAGCCCAAAUAGACUUGUUAGAUUCUUUCAGACGCGUUCAUGCAGCAUUUAUUGAGCAUAUCAUGUAUUCAAUUGUUAUGGAGUCAAGAUUCGUGUAUGAGUAUCUCUUUUACAAGUGUAUGGUAUCAGAGUUAAUCGUGCACUCUAUGGGCCGCUUAUCAGCGAUUUUCGGCAGAACGAUCCAUUUAGAGUCUAACCUGUGGGAGUAUUCCGAUGAAUGGAUCAGAAAGACUCGCGGGCAAGAGACACCAUGGCACAAGAUAAAUGAACUAGACAACGAGCGCUACGAGUUGGAGGUUGACCUGCACAAAGAGCAGGGUCAGUGA